GAUAGACCCGCUUUAUCGAGUGUCGCUGUGUAUUGAACGAGGUCCGCGGUAAACCUCAGGAGGUAGAGGUCUUGUUGUUCGGAGGGGAGUGAAUGAAGCUUGGGCACAUCUAGUUCGAGGCGGGAGUCCGCAGUGUCUGGCCCCGCUGAUGGCGCAGCAGCGGUAUCAGGAGCCGCCAUUGCUGCUGAUGCUUCAUAGGAAUACUCCCAGGCACAUCUACAAUUUGUGCGAACUAAAUGGUUCACCUUUAAGGGGUUGGAGUUAAACGUCGUGCUCGUGCCAUAGUUCACGAACUGUCAAGAUAUAUCACCGGCGCGGAUCAACAGUCGGGCCGAUCCUCUCCCGCGGAGCCCCAAAAGUGUCGUCGGACAACGACAUCGUUCUCGCGCGCCGACGUUACCGCCGUUAUUAUAGACCUCAUGGCUUCUACUUUUAGAUUGAGACUUUUGGGAGGGCCUCGAAGCCUACGCCCUUGGGUGUGCAAGCAUUGUCGAGCCCUGAGUUCCUCCGCAAUCGUACAGGCAGGUCACAACCGUUGGUCUACAAUUAGGCACGACAAGGGCAAAAACGAUGCGGCAAAGAGCAAAGAGCGCAUUCUCUACGCCAGAGACAUAAUCAAUGCGUCGAAGUUAUUUGGACCAGACCCGGCCUCAAAUCCCCGACUCGCCCUUGUCAUCAGCAAAGCGAAACGAAGCGGUAUGUCAAAGAGUACAAUUGAGGCUGCUAUUGCGCGUGGCCAGGGAAUAUCGCCGACGGGUGCACCCCUCGAAUCGGUAACGAUUGAAGCACUCCUACCAUCAUCUGUUGCUGUCGUGAUCGAAUGUAUGACGGAUCAGAAAAUGAGAACACUGCAAGAUGUCCGCUUUUUAAUUAAACAUCACGGGGGGACAGUCACACCCACGAGCUAUCUAUUCGAGAAGAAAGGCAGAAUCGUAUUUGAGAAGGUCGAAGGCUUGAACGUAGAUGACCACCUGGAGCAUGCCAUUGAUGCUGGAGCUAUUGAUGUGGAUACAGACGAUCAAGGUCGGCUCAGAGUAUUCGCAGAGUACGCAGAUACGAAGGCUGUUGGUGAUAAACUUUCAGCACUGACUGGAUUGAAAAUCGAGACCGCUGACAUUAUUUGGGACCCGAAUAAGGACACGAUUGUGGAACUGCAAUCGAGAGAAGAUGCAGAUAAAAUCGAGGAGAUCCUGAAUGCAAUUCGAGAGGAACCCACCGUCCAGGAUAUAUAUACCAAUUCAACUACAUUAUAAUCAGAAACAACAAUAGGAUCAAUCGGCCCUCGGUAACCAUCGAAUAUACAAAUCUCAUGUACACUACUACCGCAACGCUUUCAUUGUACUCCGCAUCAGAUUCCCAACUCCUUCAGCUCCCAUUUCGUCCAGCCAUUCAAGCAUCUUUAAUCUGUAUUCUUGCCAGUUUAUCGUUAUACCUCCCUCUUUAUCUAGCGCAGCUAGCGCCCUCUGCGUCACCGGCCUUGUCAAUCGCACGGACAAUGAUUUCCCUUGAGUAUCAGCUAAUGCUUCUUCAAUCCCCCUGAAACACGCAGAGGAGACGUUGCAAAAUGCGGCAUUUUGACUUAAUGAAAAUAUAGAAGAAAGUUGGUAUUUGUGCUUUUCACCACUAGCGGAACUAGACGUCUCGCUCAACGCCUGCAUAUACUUCGAGAGCUCAUUUACCGUUCCAGGUGGAACAAUGCAGCCCAAGGCAUUAGGAUCGUCCGAGUUUAAGCCUCUGUUUCGCCACAACAGGUUGCAAAUAUCAAUCACGUAACCAUUAAACCGAGACACUACUUCUGUUGAAUACGGUUGAUCGGGCGUCCUGGUGCUUUGAAGCGUCGCUGACGUAAGUGAAGUUUCGAAAGAAUGCUUAUACACUGCCAGUACGGAACAUAGCGUAGAUAUAUGGCUUAGUGUCUGUGUGAACGCAAGUAUAUAUAUUAUUUGCGGUUGCGGGACCGUGAUGCGUAUGUUGGCAUUCUUGGGCGCAUAGCUGUAAAGUCCUGCCAGGUCGGUAUAAAACUGAAGUACCGAUAACGUAGUGGAUCUUUUUUGAAUGGUUCCUGUCCACUUAGUCCCCGGUGAGCUCUCGAGGACAGUUAGGGCAAGGAGCUCUGCCCUGCUAAUGAGUUGGAGUAAAGGAGGUAUAGGGGAAAGAGAAGGAGUAGCGCGGAUUACUGAACCCCAAUGUUGGAUUAAAGACGAAUAGUAUUGAAGCAUGACAACUUUUGACUCGGGUUGAUCACUUAGAAUAGCAUCCUCUAAUGGAAUGAAGUAAUUUUGUCGAAGGGUAUCGUAGUCUUGUAUGGGUAUAUACUCCAGGAGCCCAAGGAUGGUAGUUCUGCUGUCAUGGCCGUUCCAGAAAAGGAGGUAUUUGCGCAGAAACUUAUCCACAGCUUCAGGCAUACUCUGCAGAAUAACGAAGUCAAUAUUAAAAGCAACACUGCGAAACCCACGAGCAAGAGGAGAAACUUAGAUCACUACCCACCUUGGUAAACCGCACAAACCCAACAAGGGCAUCAAGUACAUAUUCAAGAUGUUCUGAGUCAUUUACUUCAUCCUCUCCUUCCCUCACCGCUCGCAUUCGGUCCAGUUCAUCCUCAAAAAAACUAUCCAACCAGCUCUCUAACCGUUGUGUCGCUGCUUCAUUCCUCACGAACAGCAAAUACCUUUGCGCGAGCGGAUCCACUAAGGCCGCAGCAACCUGAUUCGGCACCUCGAUCCUGUCCAGUUUCCGGACGAAAUCGUUUGCACUCCGUAAUUCCUCCAGUGAUGUGAAAUCUCGCUUGACUCGCGAGGUCUGCACGACUGGGAUAACAACCUCAAUUCGACUCCUUUUCACCCCCCCGCGCCGCACAGCUUGGAAAGUCUGCGGAGCGCCUUGACCAUUACCCGGCAAUCCUGAAGGGGCAGUUCGUUCUUGAAUAUGCCUCAUCUGUUUAACCCACUCAGGAUCGGGAUGUUUGAAGAAGCCCAGAAGCUCCCGCUCUUCGCCGCCGGUGUUUCUCAUUAGCUCCAUGAGCGCUUGAAUGCGGAAUGGCUUUAUGUGUUUCCUACGUGUGAUUAGCGAGAGAAGAUGACAUAGUGACCUGCGUAGGCUGAUCAUGUCCAGGAAAUUAAACAAGACAGCAUAGAGCCUUGACAGGCAUGAUUGGUCUUCCAUAUCCUCGUACACUAGAAUUAGCCAGCGUAUGAGUAAGGAUUGGGUUGCAGGCGAUGGCUUGCUUCUGCUGGGUCCGAAGCAGGAUAUGACCAUUGAAGCUGUGCGAGGGCGCACGCGCUCGGAUGGGUAGAGAUUCUUUACUAUAGUGGUUAUCGUCGUUUGGUCUAGAUGCUUGGAUUUUGAGAUGGUGGCGAUUAGGCGCUCUAGCAGAUGAGUUGGAAUGCCUGACUCGUAAGCGGCGGACGCGAUCGAUUUCGCCAGAUCAGCGACGUUCGUGUGUCGCUGCUUUGGCGGGAGGGGAGCAACUGCGUGCGCAUGUUAGAUAUUCAUUUCUCAUGUACAAUAUUACGAUAUGGAUGAACUUGCGUGUAUUCUUACCAUUUUCCAGCUGUUCAAUUGCGUCUUUCAUUUCCUGCUGCUUGUCUAUUGAAUUGAACGGUUAGUUGGAAGUUGAAUCCGUGAUGCACAACCGAACUGAAGAUUGUAGUAUCUUAUCUCACCUUGUUGCCCUUCUGGAGCCAUAUUCUCU
Messenger RNA from Blastomyces gilchristii SLH14081, 3691 nucleotides. RefSeq names its product DUF28 domain-containing protein. The transcript is spliced from 3 exons. Gene Ontology annotation, cellular component: mitochondrion. NCBI's taxonomy places the organism in Eukaryota, Fungi, Ascomycota, Eurotiomycetes, Onygenales, Ajellomycetaceae. The record is from RefSeq and is a predicted model, not a curated record. Bases 420 to 1253 code for a protein of 277 amino acids.